Messenger RNA from Cuscuta europaea, 902 nucleotides. NCBI's taxonomy places the organism in Eukaryota, Viridiplantae, Streptophyta, Magnoliopsida, Solanales, Convolvulaceae. The record is from the annotation of a GenBank genome assembly.
UGGACAUUUACUAGAUAAACAUCAUAUUUUAUUCAUAUCACGCGCAUGAAUUAUAUCUAUAUAUACGUUACAAUUUUGCUAACCUUAUUAUAAUUAUCGAUCAUCAUCUUAGUGAUAGAAACAGGGUUUAUUACAAUUAUUAAUUAAGUUCUUCAAUUCAUUAUGGCAACGUACGAAUAUUUCUCAUAUUCACCGCAAGGCUGCUAUUACUCUUCCCAGAGAGGGGUGGCGAUGGUGUUGGCCAUGGGUUGUGCGCUGUUGCUUUCUCCAUUGUACGUUGACCGCCCAAGAUCGGAGAGCAGCCGCCGUUAUUACGAGACGAGGUGGAGCUCCGGCGGGCUGGUGCUACCUGCGGUGCUUGCGGGGCUGAUUGUCGCCAUCAAGACGGCGUCUACCGCCCAUGGAGGAAGAGGAGGUACGAGUCCUCGGUUUCCGGUUUACACGUCAUCGGCUGACGUGGACGGUGAUUGUUCUUCUUCUUCUUCUUCCCCUGCGUUUGGAAUCGGAAGAUCAACGUGGGGACUUGCUGGGAUCUUGGUCUCUCUCUUAUUUGCGCUUUCUUUCCAGUCUUCUCUCCGCCAAUUCUUUUGGUCAUAGUCUCAUAGACAUAAAUUGUUCUAGUAAUUUGUAAUCUGACAAAGCAAAAGGCCGGACAAGGAAAUAAGUUGAAUAUUCUGGCUUGCUUAUUCUACACUCAAGAUUUGAUCACAGAGCUCUCUUAAGUUUAGAACAAGUUUAGAUCACAAAAGGAUAUAUACUAAACAUCAACUACUAAGCUCUAAAUUAAAGAUAUGAAAACGAGUGGUAGAUUAAUACUUUCUUCCUUGCUUGAUGUUGAUGUGUUCAUAUAUAUAUGCUUCAUGCUUGUAAAACUCUUUUAGCUCCACACACUUAGCUUCCCG